This is a messenger RNA of Harpia harpyja (harpy eagle), 2857 nucleotides long. It is a transcript of the gene DHX58, whose product is annotated as DExH-box helicase 58. Gene Ontology annotation, biological process: response to virus; innate immune response; positive regulation of interferon-beta production. The coding region runs from base 325 to 2400 and encodes 691 amino acids. Gene Ontology annotation, molecular function: DNA binding; ATP binding; double-stranded RNA binding. The record is from RefSeq and is a predicted model, not a curated record. The transcript is spliced from 12 exons. Gene Ontology annotation, cellular component: cytoplasm. NCBI's taxonomy places the organism in Eukaryota, Metazoa, Chordata, Aves, Accipitriformes, Accipitridae.
GGGGCGGCCGCGGCUGUGGCAGCUCCGCCCGGUUUCGGUUUCUGUCCGUGACCGGGGCUCCCGGGGGGGGGCUCCCGGGCCGCUGCGGGCCGGGCGGGCGCCGAGGCCGGGAGGGGAGCGGCGGGGGCGCGGGCAGCGCGGCUCGGCCCGGCUCAGCCCCGCUCGGUUCGCCCCGGCCCGGCUCAGCCCGGCCCCCGCCACCCGCCCGGUCCCGGCAGCGCGGCCGGCGGAGCCCCCCCUCGCUGGGGCUCCGGCAGGACGCGCCGCCCCGAGUUUCGUUUCCCGGCCGGGACCGGCACCGGCACCGGCACCGGCACCGGCGGGAUGGAGCUGCGGGGGUACCAGCGGGAGGCGGUGGCCCCGGCCCUGCGCGGCCGCAACAGCAUCAUCUGGCUGCCCACGGGCGCCGGCAAGACCCGCGCGGCCGUCCACGUCUGCCGGCGGCACCUGGAGAGCCGGCGGGGCGGCAGGGUGGCCGUCCUGGUCAACAAGGUGCAUCUGGUGGACCAGCACGCCAAGAAGGAGUUCCACGUGCUGCAGGACGCCUUCAGGGUGACGGCCAUCAGCGGGGACAGCCACCACAAGUCCUUCUUCGCCUGCGUGGUGAAGCAGAGCGACGUCGUCAUCUGCACGGCCCAGAUCCUGCAGAACGCGCUGGUCAGCGGGGAGGAAGACACGCACGUGGAGCUGACGGAUUUCUCGCUGCUGGUGAUAGACGAGUGCCACCACACACACAAGGAGGGCGUCUACAACAAAAUCAUGCUGAAUUACCUCCAGCGCAAGCUCAGCGGGCAGCAGGGCCUGCCGCAGGUCCUGGGCCUGACAGCGUCCCCCGGCACCGGGGGGGCAACCUCCUUUGAGGGAGCCGUAGAGCACAUCCUGCAGAUCUGUGCCAACCUGGACACCGAGAAAAUCAUGUCGGCGCAGGAGGAGGUGCAGCACCUGCAGAGCCACGUCCCCCAGCCCAGGAAGCAGUACGACCUGUGCCAGGAGAGAGCGCAGGACCCCUUUGGCGAGCAGCUGAAGAAGAUGAUGGAGCAGAUCCAGCAGUACAUGGAGAUGCCUGGCCUGCCACAGGACUUCGGCACGCAGAUUUAUGAGCAGCGCAUUAUGGAGCUGGAGAAGAGAGCGGCAGAGACGUUUUGUCGCAAGAUGCGGGUGUGCGCACUGCACCUGCGCAAGUACAACGACGCGUUGCUGAUCAACGACACGGUGCGGAUGAUCGACGCGUUCCAGUGCCUCCAGCAGUUUUACACUGCUGAGAGGGAUGCAAAGGACCCCACCGAACGGUUCCUCACCACCACGUUUGAGGAAAACAGGACGAGCUUGCAGGCGCUUGCCGGGGACCGGCGCUACGAGAACCCCAGGCUGGGCAAACUGGAGGAGAUCCUGCAGGAGCACUUCCAGCCCCCGGGCACCGCUCGUGGCAUCGUCUUCACCAAGACCCGGCAGAGUGCCCACAGCCUGCUCAGCUGGCUGCAGGACACGGCCACGCUCUGUGGCCAGCACGUCAGGGCUGCCGUCCUCACCGGUGCUGGCUACAGCAACCAGACCAAGCACAUGACGCAGAACGAGCAGCAGGACGUGAUCAAGCUGUUCCGCAACGGAGCCCUCAACCUGCUCUUCUCCACCAGCGUGGCUGAGGAGGGCCUGGAUAUCCCCGAGUGCAACAUUGUGGUCCGUUAUGGGCUGAUGACCAACGAGAUCGCCAUGGUGCAGGCCCGGGGCCGUGCCCGUGCCGAAAACAGCGUCUACUCCGUCCUCGCCAAAGCCAACAGCAGAGAGGUCUCUCGUGAGCUGCUCAACGAGAACCUCGUGGAGCUCAUGGAGAGGGCGAUCAGAGCGGUGCAGGCCAUGCCUGAGCAGGAGUACAGCCUCAAGCCCUGUGCUGCCUCCUGUCCUUCCCACUGUCCUGCCUCCCACUGCCUUCUACAGAUCAGGGACCUGCAGCAAGUUGCUGUUGCCAGCUGGUUAAUGAAGGAGGCCAGGAUCAGCGAGAGGCGGCAGCUGCACGACCCGGAUGAUGUAUACCUCUACUGCGUCAACUGCAACGUGGUGGUGUGCCGUGGCAGCGACAUCCGCACUGUGGAGGGCAUGCACCACGUUAACAUCAACCCCAACUUCAGGGUGUAUUACAGAGUUUCCGGGAAAAUACAGUUCCAGCGGACUUUCAAGGACUGGGAGCCCGGCUGCCGCAUCAUGUGCAGUGAGUGCAGCCAGGACUGGGGAAUGGAGAUGAUCUACCGACAGGUGAAGCUGCCCAUCCUCAGCAUCAAAAACUUUGUGGUGGAGACACCGGCUGAGAAGAGGAGGUACAAGAAAUGGAGUGCCGUGACGUUCCUUGUCAAGGAGUUUGACUACCUGGAGUACUGCUCCAGCACCCAUGGCCAGUCCUUCUAGCAUGGGCUCUGCUCAGAAGAGGACUAUUCCCAGGCCUUCUCCUGGGGCAGUGGGACCCUUCCCGUUGCCCUUGGCAUGGGACCCUACCUCCAGGCCUGUGCAGAGAGCCACGGCUUGCUCCUCUUUUCCUUGCUGGACCAAGUCACUGCAGCACAUCCCUUGCUAGAGCCUGCAACUGCAGGAGGAGGCUUUGCUGCACCCAUGCAGGAAGGACCAGACACUGGGAUGGGAAAAUACAUGAACGCUUCCCUGCCCGCUGGCAGCUGCUCCCUGUGCCACUGCCUUCCCCUCCUGCCCCCCAGUGCUGCCGGGCUCGGAGGGCUGUCACCGCAACCCUGCCAGAAGAACCAGCCAUUUCACAUGGGCCCAGGACAUGGCCCAGCGUUUCUCUGGCAGCCUCCGGUCUGCUUUGUGAAUUCGAUGGUCCUCCGUUAAAAACAUGUGUGUGCACUGGGAA